AUGCUUGUUACAUCUCCAAGAUUGGACUGUGUCUUUAUAUUAAUUCUUCAUUUCUACUUUGCCCUGGGCUGUAAGGAAACGAAAUUUAAGACCGAAUUCAGUGUUCCUGGAGAUUACAUCAUAGGGGGCUUAUUCCCCUUCCAUAAAGCGGAUGCAUCAAUGUCCACUAUUCCUCUGGUUGACAACUGUGAUAGAACCUCAUUCAAUUCUCACGGUUAUCAUUUGCUCCAAGCAAUGAGAUUCGCCAUUGAAGAAAUCAAUAAUUCCAGCUUUCUUCUCCCCAAAAUCACACUGGGGUACGAGCUGUAUGACAUCUGCUCAGAUUCUGCCAACAUAUACGGGACACUGAAGAUCCUCUCCCAGUGUACGACAAGCUAUAUAAAGAUGAAAAACAACUUUACCGACUAUGAUAUGAAAGCCAUUGCAUUAGUUGGACCGUCCAGCAGUAGUUUUGCUUUUGUCACAGCAAGUAUAUUAGGAAAAUUUCUUGUACCACAGAUAAGUUACUCGGCCUCCAAUGAGUUGCUCAGCCGUAAGCAGAUAUACCCAUCCUUCCUUCGCACGAUUCCCAGCGACAAACUACAAGUGGAAGUCAUCUUGAACUUGCUGCAGAGAUUUAAGUGGACAUGGAUAGCCAUAGUGGGCAGUGAUGAUGUCUAUGGCAGGCAGGGCUUACAAGACUUAUAUUAUUUGGUAACAAACAAUGGCAUUUGUGUAGCUUACCAAGGGUUAAUUCCGUACAGCACAGACAGGACUAGUGUUAAAAAGAUGAUUGCUAGCAUAGUGCAGGCCCGGGUCCGAUUAACUGUGGUUUUCUCUGCCUAUUUCAAUGCCAGGAUAUUUUUUGAGGAAGUGGUUAAUGCCAAAAUGACGGAUUAUGUCUGGAUUGGCAGCGAGAGCUGGUCUGUGGACUCACAGAUUGCUGGUCUGCCAAAUAUCCAGAGCAUUGGCUCAAUCCUGGGGGUGUCAGUGGGUCAGGAUCUAUUUUCCAAAACUUUGUGUCGGGACUGUCAGUCAUUCAGUGUGCAGAACAUGUCCAUCCCCAGCCAGUUCGCUAUGUCAGCUUCUUUUAAUGUGUAUUCUGCUGUCUACGCCCUGGCCCAUGGCUUGCAUGGCUUACUGGAUUGUAAAUCUGGACAAUGCAGAAAUGAGACAGUUUAUCCUUGGCAGCUCUUGGAAUAUGUCAAGAAGGUGAAUUUCACUCUCUACAAUCAGUCCAUCUAUUUUGACAGUAACGGGGACCCAUCCACCGGCUAUGACAUAGUGAUGUGGUCUUGGAAUGAAGUUAUCCCGUCCUUCAAGAUCAUUGGUUCAUACAGUAAAGUUGCAGGAAGUCUUAAAUUGAAUGAAGAGCUUAAAUGGCACACCAAGGAUAACUCUGUUCCCGAAUCAAUUUGUUCAAAAGAAUGUGCAAAGGGAGAAAGACGAGUGCAGACUGCAUCUCAUUCCUGCUGUUUCGAUUGUAUCCCUUGCCCGAAAAUGACAUUUGUCAACCAAAGCGAUCUCUACACCUGCCAGCCAUGCGGAUCCAGUCAGUGGUCACCCAUGAGGAGUGAGAUCUGCUACAAUCGAACCUUACAAUAUCUUCCAUGGACUGAUCCAUUGUCACUUGCCCUUCUGUCAAUCGUUACUUUGUUGCUAUUACUAAUAGCCGCAAUCACCGUUAUAUUCAUUAUGAACCUAAAUACCCCAGUAGUGAAGUCAGCAGGAGGGAAGAUGUGUUUGCUGAUGUUAUGGUCCCUGAUGUCCUCCUGUUGCACCCUAUAUUGUUAUUUCGGUAGGCCACAGGUGGUUACAUGUAUGGUACGACAACCUGUUUUCUCUGUCAGCUUUACCAUUUGCUUUUCUUGCAUUGUAGUGCAUUCCUUCCAGAUAGUCUGUAUUUUCAAAAUGGCUACCCAUAUGCCCAGAGUGUAUGACAUGUGGGUAAAGAAGAAUGGCUCGGAUAUCUUUAUUGUGGUCAGUACUGCUGGUCAGAUCCUGAUUUGUGUCAUCUGGAUGGUGCUGAAGCCACCUUUACCCAUUGAAGAUUAUGCCACGUUCCCCGAGCAGAUCAUACUGAAGUGCUCAGAGACGGUCUCUGUGGGCUCCGUGGCUCAGAUUGUUUACAUCGGCCUCCUGAGUAUGCUGUGCUUUGCCUUCUGCUACAUGGGGAAAGAUUUACCAGAUAAUUACAAUGAGGCAAAAUGCAUCUCAUUCAGUUUAUUGGUGUAUUUCUUCUCCUGGAUUGCAUUCUUCACCACCUAUAUCAUCUACCAGGGGAAGUACAUAGUGGCCGUCAACGUUGCUGCUGUAUUAGUCAGUGUGAUGGGGAUUCUUAUCGGUUACUUUACUCCAAAAUGCUACGUUAUUCUCUUUAGACCAGAACUCAACACCACAGAGCAUUUCCAGAUGGCCAUUCAGAACUACACAAAGAAACAGUCUGCUACUGACUAA
Messenger RNA from Bufo gargarizans (Asiatic toad), 2436 nucleotides. RefSeq names its product taste 1 receptor member 1 (gene TAS1R1). The record is from RefSeq and is a predicted model, not a curated record. Gene Ontology annotation, molecular function: G protein-coupled receptor activity. Lineage: Eukaryota; Metazoa; Chordata; Amphibia; Anura; Bufonidae. The transcript has 7 exons. Gene Ontology annotation, cellular component: membrane. Gene Ontology annotation, biological process: G protein-coupled receptor signaling pathway. The coding region runs from base 1 to 2436 and encodes 811 amino acids.